AUGGAAUUGGAAAAUAUCGUGGCCAACACUGUAUACAUCAAAGCCCGCGAAGGGGCCGGUGGCAAGAGGAAAGGUAGAAGUAAAAAAUGGCGGAGCAUGCUAAAAUUUCCAAAUAUUGCUGAGUGCGAAGAUAUACGUAACAGCAUCUUGUUCGACUUUGACUCAAUGUGUAUCAAGCAACCUAUUGGUAAAAUCGUUUUUGAACAAUUUUGUGGAACGGAUAAUUUAUUAAAAAAGUGCAUCGAUUUCCGUACUGCUGUAUCCGAAUUAGAAAUUGCUGAUGAAGAAGAUAUUAUCAACUUAUCAAAUGACAUUUUCAACAAGUUUUUGGUAGAUUCGUCAGCAACUUAUUUGGAUUCGCUGAUUGACGAUAACCUGACCCACCAAGUUAGGGCCAAAUUGGACGAUAAGCCUACCAGAGAAAUGUUCGAAGAUUACAAUAUUCAUGUUAAGGAAUUUUUACGGGGAAAGCCAUUUGAGGAUUACCGCAAAAGUUUAUUUUAUUCUAGGUUUAUACAGUGGAAAUGGCUCGAAAGUCGUCCGGUUACAAAGAAAACUUUUCGAUUAUAUCGUGUGCUAGGCAAAGGUGGCUUUGGCGAGGUUUGUGCAUGCCAGUCGCGUUGUACGGGUAAAAUGUAUGCGAUGAAAAAGUUAGAAAAAAAGAGAGUAAAGAAACGUAAAGGUGAAGCUAUGGCUUUAAAUGAGAAACAGCUGUUAUACCAGAUGAAUAGUAAUUUUGUUGUAAAUUUAGCGUAUGCCUAUGAAACAAAAGACGCUUUGUGCAUGGUUUUAACUAUCAUGAGUGGUGGUGAUCUUAAAUUUCAUAUACAUAACAUGAAUGCUCAGAGCGGGUUAACAAUGGAUCGUGCAGUAUUUUAUGCUGCUGAAAUUUUGCUUGGAUUACAGCAUUUGCACUCUGAAAGAAUCGUUUACAGAGAUAUGAAGCCGGAAAAUAUAUUAUUGGAUGAUGCAGGCCAUGUAAGAAUAUCCGAUCUGGGUUUAGCGAUUCAUAUACCGUCCUCAGAAACCGUUAAAGGACGUGUUGGCACUGUUGGUUAUAUGGCGCCUGAAGUUGUAAAGAACGAACGCUACACGUUUAGUCCUGACUGGUGGGGCUUGGGUUGUAUUAUUUAUGAAAUGAUUGAAGGCAGGUCACCAUUUCGAGCUAGAAAGGAAAAAGUUAAAAGAGAAGAAGUCGAUAGACGCGUCAAGGAAGAAAAGGAAAACUAUUCCGAAAAAGCUACUCCAGAAUUUAGAGAUAUCUGCGAAAAAUUAUUGGAGAAAGAUCCGAAAAAACGUUUGGGUUGUGUCGAAGAUGGAGUUGAAUCACCAAAUGAUCACCCAUUCUUUAAAUCUAUUGAUUUUGCGAAGUUGGGGGCGUUAAAGGUGAAACCACCUUUUGUGCCCGAUCCGCGUGCUGUUUACGCUAAGGAUGUACUGGACAUCGAGCAGUUUUCUACCGUAAAAGGCGUGCAAUUGGAUGAAAGUGACACUAGCUUUUAUAAAAAAUUUGCUACUGGAAGUGUUCCGAUACCCUGGCAAAAUGAAAUGAUAGAAACUGAAGUUUUCAAGGAGUUAAACGUUUUCGCUCCAGAUUUUUCUCCAACCCCAGAUUUAAUACCACUUCCUCCGGAGGAGUUAAAGAAGCAGCAAAAAACUAGAUCAAAGAAAAAGAAGAAUGGAUUCUUUAGUCGAUUGUUUGCAAGAAAGGUAUAG
This is a messenger RNA of Trichoplax adhaerens, 1716 nucleotides long. RefSeq lists its product as uncharacterized. The record is from RefSeq and is a predicted model, not a curated record. The transcript is spliced from 16 exons. Lineage: Eukaryota; Metazoa; Placozoa; Uniplacotomia; Trichoplacea; Trichoplacidae. Gene Ontology annotation, cellular component: cytoplasm. Gene Ontology annotation, biological process: signal transduction; protein phosphorylation; regulation of signal transduction. The coding region runs from base 1 to 1716 and encodes 571 amino acids. Gene Ontology annotation, molecular function: ATP binding; G protein-coupled receptor kinase activity.